CGCUCGCACUGCCCGGAUGUAGCGGGAGGAGGUGCCGCCGCCAUCUUUGCCCGGAGAGCAGUGAGAGCUGAUCGUGGCUGAGCCCCCCCGCCGCCGGACCAUCGGUCUCCAUCCGCCCCACGUCGCCGCCCUCGCCCUCGCCCCACGGACAUGGACGACCGGGAGGACCUCGUCUACCAGGCUAAGCUGGCCGAGCAGGCCGAGCGCUACGAUGAAAUGGUUGAAUCAAUGAAGAAAGUGGCUGGAAUGGAUGUGGAGCUGACAGUCGAGGAAAGAAACUUGCUCUCUGUUGCAUAUAAAAAUGUGAUUGGUGCCAGAAGAGCCUCCUGGAGAAUAAUUAGUAGCAUUGAGCAGAAGGAAGAGAACAAAGGUGGGGAAGACAAAUUGAAGAUGAUCCGGGAGUAUCGGCAAAUGGUUGAGACUGAAUUGAAACUAAUCUGUUGUGAUAUUCUGGAUGUACUGGACAAACACCUCAUUCCAGCAGCCAACACUGGUGAAUCGAAGGUUUUCUAUUAUAAAAUGAAAGGGGACUACCACAGGUAUCUCGCUGAAUUCGCCACAGGAAAUGAUCGAAAGGAAGCUGCCGAGAACAGCUUGGUGGCUUAUAAAGCUGCUAGUGAUAUUGCAAUGACAGAACUUCCGCCAACACAUCCCAUCCGCUUAGGACUUGCCCUCAACUUCUCUGUUUUCUACUAUGAAAUUCUUAAUUCUCCUGAUCGUGCCUGCAGGUUGGCGAAAGCCGCUUUUGAUGACGCAAUUGCAGAACUGGAUACGCUGAGCGAAGAAAGUUAUAAGGAUUCUACACUUAUCAUGCAGUUGUUACGUGAUAACCUGACACUAUGGACUUCAGACAUGCAGGGUGAUGAUUCUUAAAAGGAACUCCACCUGUUCAUUUUCUAAUACUCUACUUUGUGAAGAACAGAGUAAAGAAGCACUGCAGGAUGUGGAAGACGAGACCCAGUGAGACAUCAAGGCCAAUAAAAGACCCCAUCUUUGUUCCCCUUCUCCCCCAUCCUCCCUCAAAGUCCCUCAGUCUCCCUGGGAGCCAUCUUAUCUGACGUUGUGAUGAGCCCCAGAAUUUAGGUUCCUACCCUGUUGUUUUUUGUUUUGGGUUUUUUUUUUUGGUUUUUUUUUUUUUUUACACAGUUGAAAAGUUCUUUAAAAGGCAAGAGUGAAUGUCUGUGGAUUUUACUGGUGCCAGCUUUCAGUUUCUUUAAGACACUAACCGGACUGGCUACAUGGAGGCUUUUUCUGAAUUAUUGUGCGUCUUCUGUCAGUUGGAGGUAACAUCUGGAAGCCAUUAGAAUUCUAGGGAAAGUAUUUUGCACUGUGAAGUGCAGAUGGUGGCAUUUUUCAUUUUUUAUAAUUGUUUAAACAAUUUUAUACCAGUGUUUAAAAUUGGGCGUUUAGCUUGAAGUUACAGGUUUCAUUGGAACAGUUCUUGUAAUGGUUUUGCUGUAAAACAAAGCGAAAACCCAAAACUGCUGAGGUGACGGGUGCUGGUAACGGUUCACAAUCCGUGGCUGCUCAUUCUUGCCUUCUCUUUACUUCCCCUCCAAGCAGGUGAGCAUUGAAGGUGGCGUUGAAAAGCCUGCAUGUGUGUUGAAUAUUUUUCUCUCCCUUUUCCUGCCCUCUUUGCUAGCUCAACCUCUUUUGUUCAGUAUGUGUAACUUGAACCUAAUUUGUACUACUGGAUAUCUGACUGGAGCCACAGAUACAGGAUCUGUAUUGUUCUUACUGAAACACAGCAUGGAAUUAACAUUAAACUUAAAUAAAACAACCCUAAAUUAAAAUGAUGCCAAAUACUACUGCUACUUUACCCUGGUCCCUAUUCAGCAAGAGGUGCAGGCAGAACAAGUAGCAGGAAAAACAGAGAUUAUGGACAGUCGGUGGCUGUAAUUUCCAUUAGAUGGCCUCGGCCAGGAUUUGUGAAUCUAAAUUUGUGACUGGAUACAGAGCACCCUCUUCCACCCUGAAGAUUGUAUCUGCUUAACGAUGGCAACUUGAGGCGAUGCUUCCACCCUCUAAGCAGAUAAACAGUGUGGGUCAGGUUGAGCUAGAGCACCUCUGAAAAUCAAGCCGUGUUCCACCCCCACCCACCCCUGUCUCCCCCUCCCUCUUCCUUUCUCUCACCCUCUGACUUUCAGCAGCUGCUUCCUUUCAGUGUUCAACUCAACUUAUACCUUGUUCAUUUCUUUAGGCCACAGGCUAGUAAAUAUUGGAGGGAUUGUGGUAAUUUUACAUACACUCAGAAACAUUUUCCUUCAGUGCUUUGGCUCUUUUUUUUUUUUUUUGUCUGUGAAUGCCUUAUCACAUACCUCUGGUCUGACCUGUAUCCUUGCCUUUUAGUUUCAUUUGGGAUUCCCCUUUGGAGUGAGCAGCAAGUCUGUUGGAUAAAUAAAAUACUGUGUAAAGAUUCUG
Messenger RNA from Ahaetulla prasina, 2421 nucleotides. RefSeq names its product tyrosine 3-monooxygenase/tryptophan 5-monooxygenase activation protein epsilon (gene YWHAE). Gene Ontology annotation, cellular component: cytoplasm. Gene Ontology annotation, biological process: signal transduction. The coding region runs from base 151 to 873 and encodes 240 amino acids. The record is from RefSeq and is a predicted model, not a curated record. NCBI's taxonomy places the organism in Eukaryota, Metazoa, Chordata, Lepidosauria, Squamata, Colubridae. The transcript has 7 exons.